Megalobrama amblycephala (Wuchang bream) is the source of this 2281-nucleotide messenger RNA. RefSeq names its product Golgi pH regulator (gene gphra). Gene Ontology annotation, biological process: intracellular pH reduction. Gene Ontology annotation, cellular component: Golgi cisterna membrane. Gene Ontology annotation, molecular function: voltage-gated monoatomic anion channel activity. Lineage: Eukaryota; Metazoa; Chordata; Actinopteri; Cypriniformes; Xenocyprididae. The coding region runs from base 170 to 1537 and encodes 455 amino acids. The transcript is spliced from 14 exons. The record is from RefSeq and is a predicted model, not a curated record.
GCCGGAAAACCUGUGUGCCCCAUGUCAUGACGUCAGCAGCUUGACAGCUUGGUCAAACACUUGUUCUGUUCAAUAUUUGUUCCUCUGUAUUAACCGAGCGUAUUAACAUUAUGAGCUGAGAGUGCUUUUGUCAUUUUCUGUGUAUAAACCUGAUACCACAUGCUACGCCAUGUCUUUCUUCGUAGAUUCAGUGAUUAUGUUUACUUCUCAGGUGCUGUUUUUUGGGUUCGGGUGGCUGUUUUUCAUGCGGCAGUUGUUUAAAGAUUAUGAGGUUCGACAGUAUGUUGUGCAGGUGGUGUUCUCUAUCACAUUUGCCUUUUCUUGCACUAUGUUUGAGCUCAUUAUCUUUGAGAUCCUAGGAGUAUUAAGCAGCACGUCCAGAUAUUUCCAUUGGAAGCUGAAUUUGUAUGUAAUAUUACUAGUUCUAAUAUUUGUGGUGCCUUUCUACAUUGGCUACUUUGUGGUCAGUAAUAUACGUUUAUUGCAUAGACAAAGGUUACUUUUUUCAUGUGUGGUCUGGUUCACAUUCAUGUAUUUCUUCUGGAAACUGGGCGAUCCUUUCCCUAUUCUUAGUCCAAAACAUGGCAUUCUGUCCAUAGAGCAGCUGAUCAGUCGUGUGGGGGUCAUUGGGGUCACACUGAUGGCUCUUCUGUCUGGCUUUGGUGCUGUAAACUGUCCUUAUACAUACAUGUCUUAUUUCUUAAGAAAUGUGACGGAUAGUGAUAUCCUGGCUCUGGAGAGAAGACUGCUUCAGACUAUGGACAUGAUUGUCAGUAAAAAGAAAAGGAUUGCCAUGGUAAGAAGGCAGAUGUACCAGCGUGGAGAGGAGCAGAAUAAACAGACAGGAUUUUGGGGAAUGAUAAAGAGUGUGACCUCCUCAACUUCAGGCAGUGAGAAUCUUUCCCUGAUUCAGCAGGAAGUGGAUGCUCUGGAGGAACUCAGUAGGCAGCUUUUCCUAGAGACCGUGGACCUGCAGGCCACCAAGGAACGGAUAGAAUACUCAAAAACAUUUCAAGGGAAAUACUUCAACUUCUUAGGGUAUUUCUUCUCCAUCUACUGUGUGUGGAAAAUAUUCAUGGCCACGAUAAACAUAGUGUUUGACCGUGUCGGGAAGACUGACCCAGUGACAAGAGGAAUCGAGAUCACAGUCAACUAUCUCGGAAUUCAGUUUGAUGUCAAGUUCUGGUCUCAGCACAUUUCCUUUAUCCUGGUGGGAAUCAUCAUAGUCACGUCCAUACGAGGCCUUUUAAUCACACUCACCAAGUUUUUCUAUGCCAUCUCCAGCAGCAAGUCCUCCAAUGUCAUUGUGCUCGUCUUGGCUCAGAUCAUGGGAAUGUAUUUUGUGUCGUCGGUGCUCCUGAUGCGGAUGAGCAUGCCUCUAGAGUACCGCACUAUAGUGACUGAGGUACUGGGAGAACUACAGUUUAACUUCUACCACCGCUGGUUUGACGUGAUCUUCCUGGUCAGUGCUCUCUCUAGCAUCCUCUUCCUCUACCUGGCCCAUAAACAGGCACCUGAGAAGCACAUGACCCUGUGACCUUACAAGUGACCUCAUCAGAGAGAGAGAGAGAGAUGCACAGCACUGAAGCGUGCCUUUUUUGUCUCUCCUUUUAGAAGGACGUUCAUGCCACUAUCCUGUAAUAAACAUUAUUGGGUCUGUAUUUCCUGAAUCAGGAGAGUCCCAAAGACGGUGUUUAUUUGACUUUGGGUUCAAAGACAGUGAUGCUGGUUCACUGUAUCAUUUGAAUAGACUUAUUAUUGGAGGGAACAAAAUCAUAUACAAUAUAGGUGUCAUUUUUUUUAUAAAGAGCAUAUAAUUUCCCAUACCAGGUGUUAUUGUGUUUUCCACGGUAGAAGAACAAACUAACCCCUCUUACUAGUUUGUUUAGCACAAAAUCAGACUUGAGCCAUCUUUUAUCAUUAAUAGACAACACAUACUGUAUAUCUCAGCUACACCCAGAGAUGUUACAGUGGACUGUUGGACUCUUGUUUUUCUUACAGGCCUGUUAAUCGUUACUAUCAAUCCAUGUCUUGUCCAGGGACAUUAUGAACUGUAGUGAUUCACAUGUUGAUACCGUAUCGAGUAAAUGAGAGUCAUAAUCUGAAAUCAUGCCGAAAUACAUGACUUAGUUUAGGCUAUUGUGUUAUUCCUUUGUGUUAAAUGGACGGGUGCUUUUGAUUUACUAAAAAUGCUGUUUCAGAGAUGUAACUGUCUGGGGUUUAUGCUGAAAUGAAGUCAGCUCAGAAUUCAAUUAAAAGGCUUUUUUAAGCCCCCCCCCCA